Molecule: messenger RNA, 639 nt
Organism: Eremothecium cymbalariae DBVPG#7215
Lineage: Eukaryota; Fungi; Ascomycota; Saccharomycetes; Saccharomycetales; Saccharomycetaceae
Gene: SFM1
Product: protein-arginine N-methyltransferase SFM1
Exons: 1
Coding region: 1-639 (212 amino acids)
Biological process (GO): peptidyl-arginine methylation
Molecular function (GO): protein-arginine omega-N monomethyltransferase activity
Source: RefSeq, a predicted model, not a curated record
AUGAAAUAUAUUAUAGAACAUAUGGAAGCUGGCUUUAGCGAAUGGGUUACUUUGGAAUAUGCACAGAUCAUUCGUGAUAUUGGCCAUGAAAACUUGAUUCUGACAUCUUUGCCUAAGAAUACAGCUGAAUCAGAUAUUCCAGCCCUAUUGAAAAAGUUGGGAUUGCAAUGGACUACUGAACCUAUUGAUAAGAUUAAUGUUGUGUUUCCAGAACUAAAGCCCUUGGCCGAAAGGAGAGUCUGUUUGCUGGAUCCACGGGCCCCCACAGGCCUAACUCCAACUGAUGCAGACGCAUAUGACUACUUUGUAUUUGGAGGAAUCUUGGGUGAUCAUCCACCAAGAGAUCGCACAAGCGAACUCAUGGUAAAGUACCCAAACCUUCUAAUCAACAAAAGAUUAGGUGACAAACAAAUGACCACAGACACUGCCAUAAGAACUACACAGUUAAUUGUUGAAAAACAGCUCCCGUUCGAGAACAUAAAAUUUAUUGAUUAUCCUGAAUUUAAAUUCAGCAAGCAUGAGGCUACCGAAAUGCCCUUCAGGUACAUCCUGGAUGAUAAUGCCAGACCAAUCCUUCCCGAAGGCAUGUUAGAACUAAUCAAAAAAGACUCCGAAAAAAGCCUAGACGAUCUUCUGUAA